Amoebophrya sp. A120 is the source of this 977-nucleotide messenger RNA. The record is from the annotation of a GenBank genome assembly. Lineage: Eukaryota; Dinophyceae; Syndiniales; Amoebophryaceae.
AACUUUGAUAAUUUCAAGGUUCGAAAGACGGAGGAGCAUUUGAAGACGCUGUUAUGCAUUUUUGCAAAAGUUGUAUCGCAUUAGCUAGAAGUAGCAUAUACAACAACGAAUUUUUUCUAGAACGAACAAUGAAAAAACUUGUGACGCAGAUUAGCUCAGAAACCAGGAGAUCUGUCAUGCUCAUGCAUGUUGACAAGAACUGCAAUAUAUACGAAUACGAUACUUUAACUUUUGCAGAGCAUAGCUGCUGACCAACCACAAUGUCGCGUUCCCACCGUUCACGCACUUUCACCCCAUGCAGUUCCUGAAUCAGCAAGGUUCUGACUUGUUAUCUCCUUCUUUAUCUCCUGCUGAUUCCAGCGUGAAGACCAUGACUUCGGAUGAACCACAUCAAGCCAGCAUGACGAAUGUACCGUCUUCAGCACGACCGUCGUCGAGAACCCCAAGCAGCCAAAAUCGUGGGGCCGUUCUACUCUAUACGCAGACAGGCUUGCUCUCGACCGAUUUUCCGCAGUCCUUUGUGGGCAAACGAAAUAGCGAAAUUCUGCGGCCCUUGUCUAUAUCCAGGAAAAAACACCCAUCCCCAUCCAAUUUGUGAUGCAAAACAUGCAUAAAAUCCCCCCGUAUUUGUCAUGCAAAAAAUGGAUGGGGAUGGGUGUUUUUUCCUGGAUAGUCUACCCCUCAGUCGCCGUCGAUCUACGCAGAUCGGCUGCGGAAUUUCGUCAUAAAGGCACAGUCCGUAGCUCAGGUGGACGACUUUGUCGAUGAUAGCGAGGACGAGGUGGAUCUAGCAGCAGGAGCACACGAACAAGGAAUGAGCUCUACUUCUAUGCUUCUUGAUCGUUCAUCGCAGGCCGGCAUGGCCAAGAACACGACAAGCGGCGACGAAAUAAAGAGUGAACAUCAAAUAAUCGACGACCACGAGGAAGGCCGCGGAAACGGAGACCAAGAGGAAGAGGAGCAGAGCGAACCCGAGC